UUCUGUGUUAGUUACAGCUCUUGGGAGGCUGAUUUUUUGUGUGCUUGAGAUGCUUGUUGACGUAAUGAAUAGCAGUUGUUGAUCUGCUUUACUCUGAGCGUGUACUGAGUAGUUAGUAAUUGGGAUAUUUGUUGAUGUUUGGUUGUAUUUACAAAUAAUCUGGGAUAGCUGAAGUCGUACGGAUAUUUGUAGUAGUGAUGUUUGAGUAAGGGAAGUUCCUCUUUAAGUUGGACAUUCGCAUGGAGUGGUAUGGAAGGAAAAUUAACAACUCUGGAGUUACUUGUUUGUUGGAACAUCUAGCUUAUUUAAGCGGAGCAUUUAAGAAGUGUGCUUGCUGUGUUGGUUAGUGGUGACAGUAUUUACUGUCUUAUCAUUCUGUAAACUUUGCAAGCCUAGCUAGUAACAGAGGUACUAAUCAAACAUUUUACCUUGUGUUUGUGAGUUUACGUCUUUAACUAUUAUGUAAACCGCCUAUGCAAAAUAUGUUUGUUAUGAAGGUGGAUAGGCAACUUGGUGUAAAUAGGUAGGUAAACCCUAGGAACACCCUCCUUAACUCAUUUUACAUCAGCGAUUUGAAAAUUGGCAUUUAUGAAAUAAUUUUCAGAAGCUCGAUAAUACCUGUGAGCAGGGAUGUACCAUUUCCAUUGUUUGUCCAUGGAGUGUAGAUUUCUUUGAAGGACAAUUGGCAGAGCACUGUGGACUUCACUUUGAUACGUAAGGAAGAAGAAUAAAUGUUCACUUCUUGUGAGGAAGAGCAUGUUCCCCAAUUCUCCCAAUUUGGGUUGUUCAUCUUUUCCUGGAAAACUUCAAGGGUCCAGUGACUUGAUCAGGUUUCCAUUAAAUUUGGCUUCUUCUCUGGUAUCUCAGCAAUUUAUUGAAUCCCAGUACAAUGCUAAGAAUGCAAGAGCUUUGCUAAGUGCAGGCAAUUCAUCAGCUUCAACCAUGUCACCGCAUGCUUGGCCCAUUACUGAUGGCAAUCCUGCAGCUGGAGCAAGCCAAAACAGGAAGAGGAGGAGCGAUGAAAGAAAUGGUCCAUUUGAUACUAAAAAGCAGCGGUUUCUCUCACCUCAGUCUGUGUCCACCAGUAACCAUGCAGUGCCUUUUCGAAGUGACCGCAGGUACUCCAUGCCUGGAUCUAGUAGAUCAUUACAUCAUCCUUUAUUGCAGACACCCGAUGUUGGUUGUGUUCCAUCACUGAGGGAUUUUCCCUUCAUGGAUUAUUUAAAAACUUCACUGCCACUAGCAAGAGAUAAGCUAAGUCAACAAAUACUCGACAUCUUUCAAGCAUGCCAGCAACAAGUCAGUGACUUGGAGAAAAAAGAGCUGUGCAGAGCAGAGCUACAGAGGGAAAUUCAACGAGUUUAUCCAGGUAGCAGACUGUUUCUGGUUGGAUCUUCUAUGAACGGAUUUGGCACUCGGAGUAGUGAUGCUGACUUAUGCCUGGUUAUCACAAAUGAGCCGGUUGAUCAAAGAACGGAAGCCAGGCACAUACUCAACAUAGUUCAGCAGCUUUUUUUCAGACUGUCUUACAUUGAAAGACCUCAGUUAAUCAGAGCGAAAGUGCCCAUUGUCAAGUUCAGAGAUAAAGUCAGUCUGGUGGAAUACGACUUGAAUGUAAAUAAUAUUGUUGGCAUACGUAACACAUUCCUGUUGAGAAGCUAUGCAUUCAUUGAGAUUCGGAUUCGUCCCUUGGUCUUGGUUGUGAAAAAAUGGGCAAGCCACCAUGGUAUAAAUGAUGCCAGUCGUGGUACAUUAAGUAGCUACAGCCUAGUAUUGAUGGUUUUGCACUAUUUACAAACUCUACCUGAACCUGUCAUUCCAUCUCUUCAGAAGCUGUACCCUGAUUGUUUUGAUCCUUCCGUGCAUCUGCAUCGAGUACAUUUAGGAUCCCUUCAGAUACCUCCUUACCUCUCAAAAAACACAUCAACUAUAGGAGACCUGUUUUUGGGCUUCCUCAAAUAUUAUGCUACGGAUUACAAUUGGGAUACCCUGAUGAUUUCUAUCCGUGAAGCCAAAGCAAUGCAGCGCCCCUCUGAUAAUGAGUGGAAAGACAAGUUUAUCUGCAUUGAAGAGCCUUUUGAUCGAACAAAUACAGCCAGAGCAGUCCAUGAAAAGAUAAAAUUUGAUACAAUCAAGGAAGAGUUUCAAAAGUCAUAUGAAAAAAUACGCAAUAACAAAGACUUGAACGUCAUUUUACCAGUGAGAUCUGCAAUUCAACGGAGGUAACCAGCAGCCACCUGUUUUGGAUUCCUUGGUCGCAAAGGAUGCCAUCAUGUUAGGAUUCUUCUUGGUUAAUUUCAUCUUUUCUUGUUUGUUUCAUACUUUUUUUUUUAUAUAAGUUGUCCAAGUAGUAAUCAAUUGGCCUGUAUAUUUUCAUUAAAUUCAUUGCAAAAUCACCUGUGAAGUUAACUCUAUGAUCCAUCCUGUAUUAAUCCAUUAUGUGUUGGAUUAAAUUUCUUGAAAAUGUAAAGACCUGGAAAGUUAUCUUUUAAAGGCUGUGUGAACUCCGAGAAGCAGUAAUGAUUGUACAAAAAGAAAAAAAAAAUCAGCAUUGUUUUGGUGGUAUAUUCAUUGCACUGAUAAGCGUGCAAAUGCAAAGCUGAAUGACAUAUCUACAUACCUCUCUUUUUUCUAAACUUCAGUUGCAACACUAGCCUUUAAAAGUCAUAACGGGGUCAGAAAGAGAGGCACUUUCUUAGUUUUUGGAGUAGGUUUUCAAAUACUUACAUCCCAUAUAAGUUGUAAGGACUCUUUUUAUAGGCUUAUUUCAUUUAUUUAAAAUGUUUGUACCCUUAUCAGGUCUAACUUUGUGAAGAAAAUCUGAAAAUACCUGUAAAUAUUAAACAGGAUUGUUUUACACCGCUAUGCAUCUGACUUGGCACAUUUCAUCUGUUUCCUAUCAGCAGGUUAAUUAAUAGGACACAUUGUUGAUCUUCAGAGGAUCUCCGUGGGAUGAAUUUCCUACUGAAUUUUUGAAUCUUAAAUUUUGUGAUUUUAAUCUGACUUCAUGGUUUAAAAGGGUUGAUGUCCCUGCAACACUUGUCACCUGUAAUAGUACUUCUUGUGGUCACUUUGUUAGACUUGUCAAAGUAACCCAGAGUGCACAAUGACUCCAUUAAAAGUAUGCUAGAAUGCAUACCAGCUCAUCUAAAUACUGCUAAGCAUUAAGAGGGAUUGUGACAUUUGCCUUUUACUUUGCAUGGUAUGUUUCACAUGGCCAGUAUACUGGCUGUGGCAGUUGAUUUUUGAGCUGCUAAUCAAAACUGUUUGCCCAGAAUUAUGUAAAUAAAUGUGUUUGUUCAUCAGUUACAUGUGAUGGAAUUGAACAUAUUUGAACUGCCCUUUCUGAAAAUGGAGCAUUUAGAAGUGAAACUUCUGAUGUCAAAAAAGGUAAAUCUGCUGCAGAACAGCAUGUGCCUCUAAUCUGACACUGCCAUCCUGUGUGUCCUAACCUUUAAAAAUCUACAUUUCAGUGUUAGCUUGUCAGGAAGGUGUUGCUACUUUUUGUCAAAAAUUUCUUUUGGGUAUUUUAUUUUGUAUGGUGUCUUAACAGAAUAAAAUUUAUGUAUAAAAAUCUUUAA
This is a messenger RNA of Protopterus annectens (West African lungfish), 3581 nucleotides long. It is a transcript of the gene TENT2, whose product is annotated as terminal nucleotidyltransferase 2. Lineage: Eukaryota; Metazoa; Chordata; Ceratodontiformes; Protopteridae. The record is from RefSeq and is a predicted model, not a curated record. Gene Ontology annotation, cellular component: cytosol. The transcript has 16 exons. Gene Ontology annotation, molecular function: poly(A) RNA polymerase activity. Bases 757 to 2226 code for a protein of 489 amino acids.